Molecule: messenger RNA, 1887 nt
Organism: Penicilliopsis zonata CBS 506.65
Lineage: Eukaryota; Fungi; Ascomycota; Eurotiomycetes; Eurotiales; Aspergillaceae
Exons: 3
Coding region: 1-1887 (628 amino acids)
Molecular function (GO): N,N-dimethylaniline monooxygenase activity; flavin adenine dinucleotide binding; NADP binding
Source: RefSeq, a predicted model, not a curated record
AUGUCUUCUUCAGUAUCAAGCAUCCAUAGGCGUCAAGCAUACACUAAGAAUGCCUACACCUACUAUCCUGUGGCUAUAAUUGGCGCCGGCGAGUCUGGUAUUGCUAUGGGCUGCCGGAUGAAAGAGAAACUCGGGUUCGAUCAGUUCCGAAUUUUUGAACGGCAAUCAGGAAUUGGGGGAACAUGGUGGAUUAACAGGUAUCCUGGGGUUGCGUGUGACAUACCCGCACUGUUCUACUCAUUUUCCUUUGCGCCGAAGCGAGAUUGGACAACCCUCCAUCCGGCGGGGCCUGAGAUUCAGCAAUACCUCGUUGAUGUGUGCUCCAAGUAUCAAAUUAUAGACAAGAUCCAGCUCAACACCGAUAUCAGACAGAUCCGAUGGCUUGAAGACGCAGAAGAGUGGGAGAUUACACUAUCCCAUCUCGUGUCGGGUACCGGCGAUUUAUCGAAACGCGACAGAGACGAAAAAGUGGCGAGCGAAGGGCCAGAAAGCGUCUAUAUCAAAACGGAAGUUAUACGGGCAAAGAUCGUUGUCAGCUGUCUUGGAGCGUUGGUAGAACCCCAAGUAUGGCCAGAAUCCAUUCCUGGAAUUGAUACCUUUGCUGGCGACUUGAUCCAUACGGCCCGGUGGGAUGAGUCGAUCGAUUUGCAAGGGAAGAAUGUCGUCGUGAUCGGCUCCGGUUGCAGUGCAGCGCAGGUCGUGCCAAAAUUGUCGGAAGAACUCGUCGGUACCAGCUCAGUCACUCAGCUCAUGCGCAGUCCCCCGUGGGUUAUACCCAACGAACUGUCUCCGGAAGGAAUGGUGAAAUGGGAGAAAUAUUCGCCCAUUCUCAUGCGUCGCAUCCCUGGCCUCGCGCAUGUACUCAGAAAUGCGCUCUUCUUCCAUUUGGAAUCUGCCUGGUUCCGGAUGUUUCAAAACAAUGCCUUUGCACGUUGGCAGCGCCAUUCCAUUGAAAGGCAAUAUCUGAGUAACAUGCGUCACAAAGUGCCCUCAAGAUACCAUGAAAUAUUAACCCCAAAUUACGCAAUGGGCUGUAAACGACGUGUUCUCGAGGGAGAAUGGUUUCGCAGUCUUAACCGCCCCAAUGUCGAGUUGACCACCCUGUCAUUGACAAGCGUCCAGUCUCGCAGCGUAACUCUUGGUCCCGGCAGACACUAUCCGCCUUCGAGCCAAACAGAAAGCAAGAUACCCCAUGAUGAAGUGAAGCAGAUACCGGCCGAUGUGAUCGUUUUGGCGAACGGAUAUCAGACCGUCUUGCAUUAUAUGCACUCACUCCGGGUGAUCGGUAGGGAAAACAGAGCCCUUCAAGAUGUCUGGGAUGAGCGUGGCGGUCCACAGGCAUACCUCGGCACCGCGAUGGACGGGUUCCCUAACUUUUUCAUGAUAUAUGGGCCCAACACCACAACGGGACAGAGUAGUGUGAUUUAUGCAUCGGAGAACAUGAUCAACUACUCCUUAAAUUUCAUCGGGCCAAUACUCGACGGUCGAGUCAGUUCGUACGAAGUCUCCGAGCUGGCGGAACGAAAAUGGACGAGCGAUGUUCAACGUACGCUUCGUGGCACCGUAUUUGGUAUCGGUGGGUGCAACAGCUGGUAUAAAACUGAAGAAGGCUGGAACUCUACAACAUAUCCAUACUCCCAGAUCGACUUUUUUUUCCGUUGUACGUUCCCCGUUUGGCAACACUGGACCCCAAGAUAUACCACAAAGGGUCUCCGUAUCCGGAGACUGAAGCGAGCCUUGUUGACUAUGAUACUUGGUGCUCUCGUUUGGAUGAAAACGACUGAGAGAGGCAUAAGAGCUUGGACAGGAUUUGCUUCCUUUGUUAUGAAGGCGACGCUUUCUGUGGUGGAAGCCUCUCUUCUCUGCGUACGGAGUUACUUAACGUAG